This is a messenger RNA of Cuscuta campestris, 1516 nucleotides long. The record is from the annotation of a GenBank genome assembly. NCBI's taxonomy places the organism in Eukaryota, Viridiplantae, Streptophyta, Magnoliopsida, Solanales, Convolvulaceae.
CGAAGGGGAUGUAGCUCAGAUGGUAGAGCGCUCGCUUUGCAUGAUCCCCCGCAUCUCCAUUUUUUUCAUAUGUCAUCGUUUUUAGCCGGCCGGAGAAGAUUAAUUGUUUUGUAACUGUACCGUCCUUGUAGAAUUUCUCUGGUAUAAAAAACUGCAUAUGCUUGUUGCUCAAACAAACAACUGAAAACCUUAUCCUUUUUUGAGCUAUGGAAGGUUUGAUUAAGGUACCAUACGAUGCCACUGUCAAAGUUAUGUUAGCUUCACUUGAACGGAAUCUGUUGCCUGACGCCGUUCUCCGGCGGCUCACUCGCCUCUUGUUGGCUCUCCGUCUCCGUUCCGGCUACAGACCUUCCUCCGACCUACAGCUUUCAGAUCUCCUCGAUUUCGUUCAGUCUUUAAAGGAGAUGCCCGUUGCUAUAAAGACGGACAUGCCAAAGACUCAACACUAUGAGAUUCCGACAUCUUUCUUUAAAUUAGUUCUUGGCAAACAUUUCAAGUACAGCUGUUGCUAUUUUGCUGAUAAAUCAAGCACGUUAGAGGAUGCUGAGAAAGCAAUGCUGGAGUUGUAUUGUGAGAGGUCACAGUUAAAAGACGGCCACUCUGUUCUUGACAUAGGAUGUGGCUGGGGAUCUCUAUCUUUGUACAUAGCUCAGAAAUUCAACAACUGCAAGGUUACCGGGAUCUGCAAUUCAACAACCCAGAAAGCAUUUAUUCAAGAGCAGUGCCAGACCCUUCAGCUGCGCAAUGUGGAAAUUAUUGUUGCCGAUAUCAGUACAUUUGAGAUGGAAGGGACAUAUGACCGCAUAUUCUCCAUAGAAAUGUUUGAGCAUAUGAAAAACUAUAAGGAUCUUCUCAAAAAGAUAUCCAAGUGGAUGAACGAGGACGGCCUUCUUUUUGUUCACCAUUUCUGCCAUAAGACGUUUGCGUAUCAUUUUGAGGACAUUAGGGAAGAUGACUGGAUUACUAGGUACUUCUUUGAAGGUGGCACAAUGCCUGCUGCUAACCUGCUACUCUAUUUUCAAGAUGAUGUAUCUGUAGUCAAUCACUGGCUUGUGAAUGGCAAACAUUAUGCACAAACCAGCGAGGAGUGGCUUAGAAGAAUGGACCAGAACUUGGGCGAUAUAAAGCCAAUAAUGGAGUCAACUUAUGGAAAAGAUCAAGCUCUCAAGUGGACGGUUUACUGGCGGACGUUCUUUAUCGCGGUGGCAGAACUCUUUGGAUACAACAAUGGAGAAGAAUGGAUGGUUGCGCUCUUCUUGUUUAAGAAGAAGUAACUGAGUAAGUAUCCAUACCAAAAAUUACUGUUGGGUUUCCAAGCCUUAGAUGUGAGAUUUCAUGUCCUGUUUUUAUAAUAAAGAAGUCAUUGUUUAGUGUAUUUCUUGGGUGAAUGUAAGAUGUUCUAUAUCUAUUUUGACGUAUUUCUCGCGUGUAAUUUCUAAGAUAUGCUCCUUCCGUCCCAUCAUUUUUCCUUGUUUGACAUGGAACGUUUUUUAUAAAGUAAAGAGUGUGAUAUGUG